Messenger RNA from Pongo pygmaeus (Bornean orangutan), 4837 nucleotides. It is a transcript of the gene COPG1, whose product is annotated as coat protein complex I subunit gamma 1. NCBI's taxonomy places the organism in Eukaryota, Metazoa, Chordata, Mammalia, Primates, Hominidae. Bases 1588 to 4482 code for a protein of 964 amino acids. Gene Ontology annotation, biological process: protein secretion; endoplasmic reticulum to Golgi vesicle-mediated transport; intra-Golgi vesicle-mediated transport. Gene Ontology annotation, cellular component: Golgi membrane; endoplasmic reticulum; COPI vesicle coat. The record is from RefSeq and is a predicted model, not a curated record. Gene Ontology annotation, molecular function: structural molecule activity. The transcript has 24 exons.
GAGUUUCGCUUUUGUUGCCCAGACUCCAGGCUGGAGUGCAAUGGCGUGAUCUCAGCUCACUGCAACCUCCGCCUCCCAGGUUCAAACGAUUCUCCUGCCUCAGCCUCCCAAGUAGCUGGGAUUACAGGUAUGCACCACCACACCAGGCUAAUUUUUUUUUUUUUUUUGUAUUUAGUAGAGAUGGGGUUUCACCAUGUUGGUCAGGCUGCUCUCAAACUCCUGACCUCAGGUGAUCCACCUGCCUCAGCCUUCCAAAGUGCUGGGAUUACAGGCUCGAGCCACUGCGCCCGGCCUCAUUUUCUUCUUUUGAACAAUUCCCUCCUGAUUAGGGGUGGGGUUACUGAUCAGACAUUUUGAACAUCUUUCUGACUAUUGACAAUUUUACAUCUCACAAGAUCUGUUGUCCUUGGCCUUAGCCUCUGCAAAGCCAGACCCUAAGGGCUGGCCCCUCUGACAUCUCCCCUCCUCCAGCUUUGCGGUCACCCUUUUCACCUGGGGCGUCUGCCUCAGUCCCCUGCCUCUCCUCUCCACAGCCCACUCCUUCUCCUGCCCACAGGGCUGCGGGCUUCCCCUCCCCAGGCAAGCUGGGGCCGUGUCGCAGCGCCUGGCCAUCACGACUUUGCCGUUGCCAAUGCAAUCUGGCUCGUUGGCAUGCACUGUGCUUACCUUAGCCUCAGGGUGUCCUGCAUAGGUCCCCAGGAAGAUAAACCCUGGGUGAUGUGUCAUUUUCCCCUUUCCGUUUCUUCCCACGUCCUUCCCCCCAACCUCCCUGCGUAGGCAGCGCAUCUAGUUGGCACUCCAUAAAUAUCCGAAGUAUUUACAAAAUAACGUUGAAGUUCUGUGCUGUUUAGUUAGAUCUCUUAAGGUUGAUAAUGUACAAGGCAAUUUGCAUCAGGAGCAGAGAUAGGGCCCGGCAGAUAUAAAUUAAAAAUGCAAUUGCACGCAUUCAUUCAACGAGAACUCACUGAGCAACUACUAUGUGAUCACUGCAGUGAAUAAAAGACAAACAAACAAACAAACAAAAAACAAAAGAGCAAGAAGGUGGCCGGUUGCGGUGGCUCACCGCUGUAAUCCCCAGCACUUCGGAAGGUCGAGAAAGGAGGAUCGCUUGAGCCCACGAGUUCAAGACCAGACUGGGCAACAUCAUAGUGAGACCUCGUCUCUACAAAAAUUAAAAAAUUAGUCGGGGGUGGUGCGAGGUGGGAGGAUCGCUUGAGCCCGGGAACCGUAGGCUGCAGUGAGCCGGGAUCGCACAACUGCACCACAGCCUGGGCAGCAGAACGAGAAAUAAAUAAAUAAAUAAAAGCCAGAAAGUAAAAAUAAAGUGUUAGAUGGCGAUUCGAGUUGAGGAGGAAAUCAGGCAGGGGAAAAAAACUGAAAGCGAGGAGUGAGUGGCUGGCAAGGCUCCUUCGGAAGGUGGCAGUAACAGUCAUAGACCGGUCACAUCAAGUGGGUGUUUACUGCGGGCCAGUGUGUGCCACCAACCUCACACCCGAAAGCCACAAAGACUCACGCCACAACGCAACGAGGCAGGGGCUCCUCCUCCUCCCUUGGUACAAGGAAAGAAGCGUAGGGAGCAGAGUUGGGAUGCUAGUCAGUACCCCCCGGCACCUAGCCCUUGCCCCUCAGUCUGGCUUUCCCCACUCCCGCUCCGGCGGAGGCAAGGUUAACAUUAGACGAGGCUGUGGCAACCGGAAAGAGCGCAGGCGCAGAGCGCGGAAUGCGCCUGCGCAGAGCGCAGGGCGACGUGGCCAGCCGGGGCCCGGAAGUGGUCCCUGUAGAACCACUGUGGCACCGCUACUCCGUGCCGCGCCCGUCGAGCAUUGCGUUGCUGCAUUGCGCCCCACCGACUCCACUAUGUUGAAGAAAUUCGACAAGAAGGAUGAGGAGUCAGGUGGAGGCUCCAACCCAUUCCAGCACCUUGAGAAGAGUGCCGUACUCCAGGAGGCCCGUGUAUUUAAUGAAACUCCCAUCAACCCUCGGAAAUGUGCUCACAUCCUCACCAAGAUUCUUUAUCUCAUAAACCAGGGGGAGCACCUGGGGACCACGGAAGCGACCGAGGCCUUCUUUGCCAUGACCAAGCUCUUUCAGUCCAAUGAUCCCACACUCCGUCGGAUGUGCUACUUGACCAUCAAGGAGAUGUCUUGCAUUGCAGAGGAUGUCAUCAUUGUCACCAGCAGCCUAACAAAAGACAUGACUGGGAAAGAAGACAACUACCGGGGCCCGGCCGUGCGAGCCCUCUGCCAGAUCACCGAUAGCACCAUGCUGCAGGCUAUUGAGCGCUACAUGAAACAAGCCAUUGUGGACAAGGUGCCCAGUGUCUCCAGCUCUGCCCUCGUGUCUUCCUUGCACCUGCUGAAGUGCAGCUUUGACGUGGUCAAGCGCUGGGUGAAUGAGGCUCAGGAGGCAGCAUCCAGUGAUAACAUCAUGGUCCAGUACCACGCACUAGGGCUCCUGUACCAUGUGCGUAAGAAUGACCGCCUAGCCGUCAAUAAGAUGAUCAGCAAGGUCACACGGCACGGCCUUAAGUCUCCCUUUGCCUACUGCAUGAUGAUCCGGGUGGCCAGCAAGCAGCUGGAAGAGGAGGAUGGCAGCCGUGACAGCCCACUGUUUGACUUCAUCGAGAGCUGCUUGCGCAACAAGCACGAGAUGGUGGUGUAUGAAGCCGCCUCGGCCAUCGUCAAUCUGCCAGGCUGCAGUGCCAAAGAGCUGGCCCCAGCUGUGUCAGUGCUCCAGCUUUUCUGCAGCUCACCCAAGGCUGCUCUCCGCUAUGCUGCUGUUCGUACCCUCAAUAAGGUUGCCAUGAAGCAUCCGUCAGCUGUGACAGCUUGUAAUCUGGAUCUGGAGAACCUGGUCACAGAUUCAAACCGCAGCAUUGCCACGCUGGCCAUCACCACCCUCCUUAAGACGGGCAGCGAGAGCAGCAUCGACCGCCUCAUGAAGCAGAUCUCCUCCUUCAUGUCAGAGAUCUCGGAUGAAUUCAAGGUGGUGGUUGUCCAGGCCAUCAGUGCCCUGUGUCAGAAAUAUCCUCGCAAACACGCCGUCCUUAUGAACUUCCUGUUCACCAUGCUGCGGGAAGAGGGUGGCUUUGAGUAUAAGCGCGCUAUCGUGGACUGCAUCAUCAGCAUCAUUGAAGAGAACUCAGAGAGCAAGGAGACAGGGCUGUCACAUCUGUGUGAGUUCAUCGAGGACUGCGAGUUCACAGUGCUGGCCACCCGUAUUCUACAUCUCCUGGGCCAGGAGGGGCCCAAGACCACCAACCCCUCGAAGUACAUCCGCUUCAUCUAUAACCGAGUGGUCUUGGAGCAUGAGGAGGUCCGGGCAGGUGCUGUGAGUGCUCUGGCCAAGUUUGGAGCCCAGAAUGAAGAGAUGUUACCCAGUAUCUUGGUGUUGCUGAAGAGGUGUGUGAUGGAUGAUGACAAUGAAGUAAGGGACCGAGCCACCUUCUACCUAAAUGUCCUGGAGCAGAAGCAGAAGGCCCUCAAUGCAGGCUAUAUCCUAAAUGGUCUGACUGUGUCCAUCCCUGGUCUGGAGAGGGCUCUGCAGCAGUACACUCUAGAACCAUCAGAAAAACCUUUUGACCUCAAGUCUGUGCCCCUGGCCACGGCGCCCAUGGCAGAGCAGAGAACAGAAAGCACCCCCAUCACAGCAGUCAAACAGCCUGAGAAAGUGGCAGCUACCAGGCAGGAGAUCUUCCAAGAGCAGUUGGCGGCAGUGCCAGAGUUCCGGGGUCUUGGGCCCCUCUUCAAGUCCUCGCCUGAGCCCGUGGCCCUCACUGAGUCAGAGACGGAGUAUGUCAUCCGCUGCACCAAACACACCUUCACCAACCACAUGGUUUUUCAGUUUGACUGCACAAACACACUUAAUGACCAGACCUUGGAGAAUGUCACAGUGCAGAUGGAGCCCACUGAGGCCUAUGAGGUGCUCUGUUACGUGCCUGCCCGGAGCCUGCCCUACAACCAGCCUGGGACCUGCUAUACACUGGUGGCACUGCCCAAAGAAGACCCCACAGCUGUGGCCUGCACAUUCAGCUGCAUGAUGAAGUUCACUGUCAAGGACUGUGAUCCCACCACUGGGGAGACCGAUGAUGAAGGCUAUGAGGAUGAGUAUGUGCUGGAAGAUCUGGAAGUUACUGUAGCUGAUCACAUUCAAAAGGUCAUGAGACUGAACUUCGAAGCAGCCUGGGAUGAGGUAGGGGAUGAAUUUGAGAAGGAGGAAACGUUCACCUUGUCUACCAUCAAGACACUUGAAGAGGCUGUGGGUAAUAUUGUGAAGUUCUUGGGAAUGCACCCUUGUGAGAGGUCAGACAAAGUGCCGGAUAACAAGAACACCCACACGUUGCUCCUGGCUGGUGUGUUCCGGGGUGGUCAUGACAUCCUGGUGCGUUCCCGGCUGCUGCUUUUGGACACAGUGACAAUGCAGGUGACAGCCAGAAGUUUGGAGGAGCUGCCAGUAGACAUCAUCUUGGCAUCUGUGGGAUAAGGGGCCAGCCUGCAUAGGACCUUAUACCCUUCCCCAACACUACCUGGAAGUUGUGCCUUCCUCAUGAAACUGGCGGAAACCCCUUCCCAAGCUUCUGUAUUGAAAAACAAUUAGGAAUCAUUGCAGAUUUUUUUUUUUUUUAUUCUGCCCCCACCUCCCACCCAGGACUACUUGCGGGUGACCUUUUUUUUUUUUUUUUUUUAAAUAGGGGAUGAUUUUAGCUUGUCCUAAAUCUUGCUAUCCUCCCUUCCAGGAAAGGGACAUUGUAAAUGAAUAAAACAUUCUCAACUCCUCUUGAAUCUAUCCCCCAAGAAACCAUCUUAUCCCUGUAAUAAAUCAGCAUGUAUUUAUUGAA